Messenger RNA from Scatophagus argus, 1588 nucleotides. RefSeq names its product EARP complex and GARP complex interacting protein 1 (gene eipr1). Gene Ontology annotation, biological process: protein ubiquitination. The record is from RefSeq and is a predicted model, not a curated record. The transcript has 9 exons. Gene Ontology annotation, molecular function: protein binding. Bases 146 to 1309 code for a protein of 387 amino acids. Lineage: Eukaryota; Metazoa; Chordata; Actinopteri; Scatophagidae.
CUUUCCUCUUUUUCAAUCGCGGAAGUGCAGUUCCUAUGUUAUGUUUUGUGCAGUACAUAGCACAGAUAGAAUAUUUUAAAGUGGUUUUUAUUGUGAGACGACGGGUUUUAAAAGAAUAGCACUAACCCUGGCAACAGACUGAAAAAUGGAGGACGAGGCUCCUGUUAUUUAUGGUCUCGAAUUUCAGGCACGAGCACUUACUGCCCAGACAGCUGAAACUGAUGCAAUUCGUUUCCUUGUGGGCACACAGUCACUAAAAUUUGACAACCAGAUCCACAUCAUUGACUUUGAUGAUGAGAAUAACAUCAUUAAUAAGAAUGUCCUUCUGCACCAAGCUGGGGAGAUAUGGCACAUUGGCGCCAGUCCUGCAGAUAAGGCUGUGCUUACCACCUGCUUUAACAAAACCAACGACAGCAGGGUGGUGUCCUGUGCAGCAGUAUGGCGGAUGCCCUCAGAUUGGGAGACAGGAAGCCAUGAGUCACCUGACGACUCCGCCCACAACCCUCAAACCCUGGAGUUGCUCUGUCACCUAGACGACAGCGCCCACGGUAACGCCGCCUGUGUGCUUUGGGAACCCAUGGGGGAUGGCAAGCGUGUGAUUUCAUUGGCUGAUAACCACGCACUACUCUGGGACUUGCAGGAGAGCUCCACACAGGCCACAGUCUCCAGCAUUUCCACUUUGGAGGGCAAAGGUCAGCUCAAGUUCACUUCAGGCAAGUGGAGCCCUCACCACAAUUGCAGCCAGCUCGCCACAGCAAAUGACACAGCCAUACGAGGCUGGGACCUUCGCACCAUGAGUCAGAUCUACUGUAUAGAGAAUGCCCAUGGCCAGCUGGUGCGUGACCUGGACUUCAACCCCAACCGCCAGUACUACCUGGCCAGCUGCGGAGAUGACUGCAAGGUCAAGUUCUGGGACGUCCGCAACGUCCAGGAGCCCGUCAAGACCCUGGAGGAGCACUCGCAUUGGGUGUGGAGCGUCCGGUACAACCACAGCCAUGACCAACUGGUGUUGACUGCCAGCAGUGACAGCCGCCUCAUCCUCUCCAAUAUGGUGUCCAUCUCCUCAGAGCCGUUCGGACACUUGGUGGAUGAUGAAGAGCUCAGCGAGGGGGAGGACAACCACCAGGAGGACAAGAGUAAGGAGCCCCUAAAGGACAGCGUGGUGUCCACGUAUGAGGAACAUGAAGACAGUGUGUACGCAGCAGAGUGGUCGUCAGCUGACCCCUGGCUCUUCGCCUCGCUCAGCUACGAUGGACGCCUCGUCAUCAACAGGGUCCCUCGUGCCCUCAAAUACCGAAUCCUGCUGUGAGAGGGAGGGGAUCUGCGUGUGUGUGUGUGUGUACAGUAAAAGUGUGAGAGAUGAAAGAGCACCACACAAAAGCUACACAAAAGCUGCUCAUAGACAUUCCAUAAUAACUGUAAUACUGCAAUACACUGCAAACUGGAUGUGAAGACAGCAAUGUUAAGACUGUGUGUGUGAUGUAAAUAUACUGUAGUUCAUAUGUUUCACCGACGACUGUAAACAGUGCUGUGCUGGCUAUUCCAAUUAAAAUAAAAUUUAAAAAAGGACUCCUGGAUAAACAUUUGA